UGGUACCGCCAGUAGUCUAUCGGACUGUAUCCCUACAAUGAAAACUCUAGUGUUGUUGGUAGGUCUUCUGGCAGUGGCCAGUGCCGAGUGGAUCGAGAUCGAUUGGUCCCAGGUGCGCCCAAUUGAGGAAUUCGACCACUACUGGGCUCGUCUGCCAGCUGAGGUGCAAUACCUGCGUCAGCUGCUGCCGGAACGUCGUAUCACCAAUGGAGCCCAAGCCACACCUGGACAGUUCCCGUAUCAGAUUGCUCUGCUCAGUACCUUCUCAGCAGGAACCGGUCUGUGCGGAGGAACCGUUCUGACCAACAACUUCAUCAUGACUGCUGCUCAUUGUGUCCAGAAUGCCUUCGGAGGUACUGCCAUUAUGGGGGCCCACAACCGUAAUGUUAACGAAGCUACCCAACAACGAAUUGCCUUCACAUCUGGUGGAAUCCACAUGCAUCCUAAUUACACCCCAACCAACAUUCGUAACGACAUUGCUACCGUUCGCCUGAACAGCGCCAUGACCUUCACCGCUCGUGUUCAGCCCGCUCGUAUUCCUGCUGCUGGAGAUAGCCGAACUUUCGCUGGAUGGACCGGUACCGUGUCCGGAUUCGGACGUACCUCGGAUGCCAGCCAGGCCACUUCCGCUGUUGUCAUGUUCACCAGCAACCCAAUCAUGACCCAGGCCGACUGUUUGUCAAGCUGGGGUGGCAACACCAACUUGAUCCAGGCCCAGAACAUUUGCCUGUCCGGAGCCGGCGGACGCUCGUCGUGCAACGGUGACUCUGGCGGCCCAUUGACCGUGCAGGACGGAGGCAGCUUGCAGGUUGGUAUUGUGUCGUUCGGCUCCGCUGCCGGAUGCUCGAUCGGUAUGCCAUCGGUGUACGUCCGCGUGUCGCACUUCCGUGCCUGGAUUCUGGCUAACUCGGAUUUGUAAAUUGACGUUGAUCAUUAGUAAACAGAUUUUGUACAAAGA
Messenger RNA from Aedes albopictus (Asian tiger mosquito), 958 nucleotides. RefSeq names its product brachyurin-like. The record is from RefSeq and is a predicted model, not a curated record. Lineage: Eukaryota; Metazoa; Arthropoda; Insecta; Diptera; Culicidae. Gene Ontology annotation, molecular function: serine-type endopeptidase activity. Gene Ontology annotation, biological process: proteolysis. The transcript has a single exon. Bases 38 to 919 code for a protein of 293 amino acids.